GAUCCCAGUACGAAGUACUCGCCGUACACUGCCGUUGACCUUCAUGGUCGCGAAUGGCCUCUCAAGCGCAUAACGCACCAUCCAGUAUGGGUGUCCACCGACUUGCGGGACGGCAACCAGGCUCUCGUUCGCCCUAUGACUCCAGACCAGAAGCUGCGCUUCUUCCGCCACCUGGUCCAGUGUGGUUUCAAGGAGAUCGAGGUCGGGUACCCGGCCUCGAGCGAACCAGAGUUCGACUUUGUCCGAAGUUUGUUUCAUGACGGCGAGAUACCAGACGACGUCUGGAUCCAGGUGAUGACCCCCGCCCGUGCAGAGUUGAUCAGUCGCACAUUCGAGGCUAUCGCCGGGGCUCGUCGAGUCAUCGUCAACCUCUUCAAUGCAACAUCACCAUGUUUCCGGGAAGUCGUGUUUCGCAAGAGCAAGGAAGAGAUCAUCGAUUUGGCGGUGCGACAUACGAUCAUCGUGCGCCAGCUUGUGGACGAGUAUGGCGACCGCUUUGGCACCCGAUUUCGGUUUGCCUACGGCGUCGAAGCCUUCACCCAGACAGAGCCAGAGUACAUCGUUGAGAUCUGCAGCGCUGUGAAGCGUACGUGGGGAUUAGCUGGACCAGGUGACGACCGCAUCAUACUCAACCUACCGUCUACUGUCGAAGCGGGCCCUCCCAACCACUUCGCGGACCAGGUCGAGUACUUCUGCAAGCACAUCCCAGACAGAGACGAGGUCAUAGUCGGUCUCCACUGUCACAACGACAGAGGCACGGCCGUCGCUGCGACAGAACUCGGUCUGCUCGCCGGCGCCGAGCGAGUCGACGGUUGUCUGCUUGGGAACGGAGAGCGGUCGGGCAACGUAGACCUCGUCACCGUCGCGCUCAACAUGUACACGCAAGGCGUACCCUGCGGACUGAAUUUCACCGAUAUACAAUCCACGAUCGACCUCGUGACCGAGCUCACAUCCAUCCCUGUCCAUCCCCGGCACCCCUACGCCGGGGAGCUCAUCUUCACCGCUUUCUCUGGGCAGCACCAGGACGCGAUCAAGAAAGGGCUCGAGGCCCAGGCGGCGCGGCACGCACUUGCGAAAGGCACCGGCCAGCCGCUGCUCUGGGACGUUCCGUACCUCCCGCUGGAUCCCGCGGACAUCGGGCGGACGUACGAGGCUGUCAUCCGAAUUAACUCCCAGUCUGGCAAGGGCGGGAUCGCGUACGUCAUCAAGGAGCACCUGAAGGUA
Fomitopsis serialis is the source of this 1224-nucleotide messenger RNA. RefSeq lists its product as uncharacterized. Lineage: Eukaryota; Fungi; Basidiomycota; Agaricomycetes; Polyporales; Fomitopsidaceae. The annotation marks the transcript as partial. Gene Ontology annotation, biological process: L-leucine biosynthetic process. Gene Ontology annotation, cellular component: mitochondrion. The transcript has 3 exons. The record is from RefSeq and is a predicted model, not a curated record. Gene Ontology annotation, molecular function: 2-isopropylmalate synthase activity.